Messenger RNA from Staurois parvus, 315 nucleotides. NCBI's taxonomy places the organism in Eukaryota, Metazoa, Chordata, Amphibia, Anura, Ranidae. The record is from the annotation of a GenBank genome assembly.
CGCAGUCUCUGGUCAUCUCCUGUACUGUGUCCGCAGUCUCUGGUCAUCUCCUGUACUGUGUCCGCAGUCUCUGAUCAUCUCCUGUACUGUGUCCGCAGUCUCUGGUCAUCUCCUGUACUGUGUCCGCAGUCUCUGGUCAUCUCCUGUACUGUGUCCGCAAUCUCUGGUCAUCUCCUGUACUGUGUCCGCAGUCUCUGGUCAUCUCCUGUACUAUGUCCGCAUCUCUGGUCAUCUCCUGUACUGUGUCCGCAGUCUCUGGUCAUCUCCUGUACUGUGUCCGCAGUCUCUGGUCAUCUCCUGUACUAUGUCCGCAGU